Perkinsus marinus ATCC 50983 is the source of this 816-nucleotide messenger RNA. RefSeq lists its product as hypothetical. The coding region runs from base 1 to 816 and encodes 271 amino acids. The record is from RefSeq and is a predicted model, not a curated record. The transcript has 3 exons. NCBI's taxonomy places the organism in Eukaryota, Perkinsozoa, Perkinsida, Perkinsidae.
AUGCUCCUCCAUCUACUGACCCUCGCUCUAACUGCCACCUCUUCCCUAGCCUUCGAUGGUAAGUCCGAUGAGACUACAGCGGCUCCAACUCCUGACGUGGCGACUACCCUUGACGAGACCUCUGAACUUGGAACCUAUUGUAAAUUUUGGUUGGAUGAUCCAGUGUGUUAUGGCAUCCUCAAGAAGAAUGACGGCAGUUUGUGCUUUGUAGCGACUGAUGAGGCAUGCGAGGGUGAUCCUUACCCCUGCGGUUCCCAAACUGAGGCACCAAUCGAGACCACUGAAGCUCCGGUCGAGACCACUGAAGCUCCGGUCGAGACGACUGAAGCGCUGACCACUGAGGGUCCGGUCGAGACCACUGAAGCUCCGGUCGAGACCACUGCGGCUCCGGUCGAGACCACUGCGGCUCCGGUCGAGACCACUGCGGCUCCGGUCGAGACCACUGCGGCUCCGGUCGAGACCCCUGCGGCUCCGGUCGAGACCACUGAGGCUGUUGUCGAGACCACUGAAGCUCCUGUAGCAACCACUGAAGUUUCUGUAGCAACCACUGAUGCACCGGUCAAGACCACUGAAGCUCCUGUGGGAACGACUGGGGGACCAGUUGAGACCUUUGAGGCUCCGGUUGAGACCACUGCGGCUCCGGUCGAGACCACUGAGGCUCCGGUCGAGACCACUGAGGCUCUGGUCGAGACCACUGGGGCUCCGGUCGAGACCACUGAAGCUCCUGUAGAAACCACUGACGCACCAGUCGAGACCACUGCCGCUCCGGUCGAGGCCACUGAGGCUGCCGGAGAGACCGCUGAGGUUCCGAUCUAG